Messenger RNA from Neoarius graeffei (lesser salmon catfish), 367 nucleotides. Its product is annotated as collectin-12-like. Lineage: Eukaryota; Metazoa; Chordata; Actinopteri; Siluriformes; Ariidae. Bases 23 to 367 code for a protein of 114 amino acids. The transcript has 5 exons. The record is from RefSeq and is a predicted model, not a curated record.
UGGUGUCGAUGGUGAGGAGGGCAUGGUUGGGAUCAUUGGAUCAGUUGGGCCGGUGGGACUGAAAGGACCAUCAGGUGAAAAGGGAAAUCUGGGAUUCCCUGGAGUUCCUGGAUUAAAAGGUCUCAGAGGAGGAAGAGGACGUCAAGGACCGGCGGGAAUAAAAGGCCUGACUGGACGAGAAGUACGGAGUGAAAAAUCAAAGGACAGAGUGGCCUUCAAGGGCAAGCGGGAGAGCAGGGACCUCCUGGGGAAAAGGGUGAGCCUGGUUCCAGAGGAUGCCCAGGUUCGGUGGGUAAAUACGGACCGGGCGGUAACACUGGACCUGAUGGCGCAAAGGGUGAUAAAGGUGAACUUGGACUUAUUGUGA